ACAGAGGCACUGUGGCUGCACCAUGACUAUUGUGUAAUGGGAAAGUGGUGUUGUGUGCUGUUAGUGUCACACUGUGGCUGUAGCAUGGUUCUGAUGUGCGGUGGUACUGGCAUGCUGUGGCUGUGAAGGUGGUCACCGUGAUGGUGUUAGACGGCAUUGCUGGCUAUGUAAUGUCUAUUCCAUAGGUUUGUGACGCUGUGUGGUGGUGGCACCAGCACACUGUAGCUCCCCCAUGGGCCUGUGUGGCUGUGCCAGGAAGGUGUGUGGUGAUGCUGGCACGUUGCACACGUACCAUGGACUUGCUCUGUGGUGCUCCCAGCACACCGUGUCUGCAUUAAGCUGCUCGGUGGUGGUGCUGUUGCAUUGUGGCUGCACCGCGGCACCGUGUGGUGGCAGCAACCCCACUCCCUAUCCCACAGCAGUGCAAGGCACUGAUGAACGAGGGUUUCAAACGCAUGGAGAUGGCAAUGCAGCAGAUGAUGGAGCAGAUGCAGAAGGAGAAGAGGGAAAUGGAGAUCUCCUCAUGGUGCCGCACGGGUGUGAACUUCCUGAGUAAUCUGCUCACAUCUCUUCAGCUCGUGCUGUCAGACAGUGACAGCGAAGAGGAGGUCAGCGAUGAGGACAGCGAUGAGGACAGCCAUGUGUAGCCCUGUGCCCUGCCAGCUGCCCAUGCAAUAAAUUCUGUGACGCUUUCCAGGUGUUGUCAUUUUGGGACAGCACAUUUUGGGACUACCCUGUUUGGGUAAAGCAAAGGAAGCAGCAGCAGGAAAUGCGUCCAUAGCAGCUGGGUGUGCUUUCCCUUUCGGUUCUGGCAGCUGCAUGGCCAAGCAGGCUCUGGUGCCCCUGACGCCGGCCCCCCUCUGCCUGGUUUGCUACAGCAGCAUGCUGUCUGUCACCCCCCCCACACACACAGACACAGUGCUGAUGUGCAGUGCGGGAUCACCAGCCCUUUGGUGGACGUGUCCAUCGCUGGGCUGCACCAUAGUGGAAGUCCUUCAGUCUGGAUAAUAGGAUGGGUGUUGUCUCCAACCGGUUGCGAUAUGCUGUACCUGUGCCAGCUGCCCCUACAAGAAUGAAGGCCACAGCUGAGGCAUUGUGAUUUCGGGGAAGCGAUGGGUGUUUACAGGAAGGGAAAACCAACAGCAGGGGGAGGGCUGGGUUUGCUUUCUCUUUCCGUUUCAGCACUGCAAAGCCGCACACAGCAGCACAACCAUGGAUGCUCCGGUGCUCCCGAUGCCGGCCCCACUGUGCCUGGUGAACAACAAGAAUGGCGAGCUGUCCCUGGACCCCACGGCGCUGGCAGUGCUGCAGGAGGUGGCCCAGCCCCUGGUGGUGGUGGCCAUCGCCGGGCCCUACCGCACUGGGAAGUCCUUCCUGAUGAACCGGCUGGCACAGAAGCGCACUGGCUUCCCGCUGGGCCCCACGGUGCAGGCAGAGACCAAGGGCAUCUGGAUGUGGUGCCUGCCUCACCCACAGCGGCCCGAAGCGAUGCUGGUGCUGCUGGACACCGAGGGGCUGGGAGACCCCACCAAGGGUGACAGCCAAAACGACGCCUGGAUCUUCACACUGGCGCUGCUGUUGUCCAGCACUCUGGUGUACAACAGCAUAGGCACCAUCGACCAGAAGGCACUGGAGUACCUCGAGCUGGUGACACAGCUGUCGGAGCUGAUCCAGGUGCGGGACAGGGACAAGGAUGGCAACAACGGCGCUGAAAGAGAAGAUGAGGCCGAGGACUGCGAGUUCAUGCGCUUCUUCCCCAGCUUUGUGUGGGUGGUGCGGGACUUCACACUGGAGCUGCGUGUGGGCGAGCGGCCCAUCAGCGAGGACGAGUACCUGCAGCAGGUGCUGGAACUCAAGCACGGGUACGGCCGCAAGGUGCAGAACUACAAUGCGACGCGGCAGUGCCUCCGCAACUAUUUCCCCACGCGGAAGUGCUUCGUGCUGCCUUCGCCACUGGGCACAGAGGAGCACGGGCGCAUGGAGGAGCUGCCCGAGGCCGCCUUGGCCCCACGCUUCCUCCAACAGGCAGCCAAGUUCUGUGACUAUGUGCUGAGCUCCUCCAGGCUCAAGACGCUGCCUGACGGCAGAGCACUGACAGGGCGAGGUGUCCCUGUGCCAUUCCCCACAGCCCUGAGCACGCUGCUGAGCAGCUACGUGGAGGCCAUCAACAGCGGGCGUCUGCCCUGCCUGCAGGGAGCAGCAGCAGCCAUGAUGGCCAACGAGAACGCAGCUGCGGUGGCGGCAGCGCUGGAGGCCUAUGCCGGGGGCAUGCGGGGGCUGUCACUGCCCACAGAGCCUGCACAGCUCUCGGCCGCGCACGGGGAGCACCUGCACGAGGCGCUCGUCGUCUUCCAGCAGCGCAGCUUCCGGGAUCGCAACCAGGAGCACCAGCGGCGCCUCAUAGAACAGAUCAGCACGGAGUACAGCCGCCUGCAGGAGAAGAACAAUGCAGCAUCACGGCAGCACUGCAAGGCGCUGCUGGCUGAGCUGGCGGGGGCACUGGAUACCAGCCUGUCCCGUGGGGCCUACGCACAGCCCGGUGGCUACCGCGCCUACGAGGCCGAGCGGCAGCGGCUGCUGGAGGCCUACCGGCAAGCAAAGGCCAAGGGCCCCAAGGCCGAGGAGGUGCUGGAUGAGUUCCUGGCGGAGCGCCGGGCAGAAGCGGAGGCAGUGCUGAAGGCAGACAAGGCACUGAGCGAGGCCGAGAAGCAGCUGGAGGGCCGUGUCCCCCAACGACAGCGCAUGGCAUCCCCAUGUACUCUGGGAAUCCUUAUAACGCUUCACAGGCAUCUCAUGAUGGCCCCAGCACUCGAGGACUCCCCUUCUCCCCGGGGACAUCUCCCAGACUACACACAUCUCUUGGGGCGUCCCGGUGCACCCAGGAGACACCUCAAAUUGCUCCUUUUUCCUCCCUGACGAACCCUCACCCCAUCCCCACAUCCCCGCACUCUGUCCCCAGCCCCUCCAUCUUCUCCUCACGUCCCCUUGCACUGUCGCUUUGGCCCAUCACCCCGUGCCACGGGGACCCCCACUCGGUUCCUUAACCAGAAGCACAAGGCUCAGCUCCUGCUUACUCCUCACCCCGUCCCUUUGUUCCCAGACCAGAAGCAGCAGACGCAGCUCCUGGAGCAGCAGCAGAAGGCGACGGCGGAGCGCGAACGGCAGCUGCAGGCGCUGCUGGCGGACGAGCGCAACAGCUACGAGCAGAACCUGCGAG
This is a messenger RNA of Lagopus muta (rock ptarmigan), 3217 nucleotides long. RefSeq names its product guanylate-binding protein 4-like. The transcript has 9 exons. Gene Ontology annotation, molecular function: GTP binding; GTPase activity. NCBI's taxonomy places the organism in Eukaryota, Metazoa, Chordata, Aves, Galliformes, Phasianidae. Bases 1213 to 2916 code for a protein of 567 amino acids. The record is from RefSeq and is a predicted model, not a curated record.